AUGGAGGAUAAUCUUCGCUACGUUAUUGUCCAAGGAGCUCCUUUUAUGGAUCAUCUCGACGGCGACAUCACAAUGAAUACCUUUGACUACCUCCCAGACAUUCCCCAGGAGCAGUGGUGGGCAGCGGAUGCCUCGGUGUUUCCCCCUUCAUUUGGGGGACUCGACCCUGCAAUCCACUACCACCAAGGCGAUCUCCCUUACAACGGCUUCACUCCCAAUUACGGGUCCGAAUGGUCUGGGUUCUCCUCUGUGCAAGAGUAUCCUGCCCCGUCAGCGCCCGACUCCUCAUGUCUUGAACCGUCCCCGAGCGUAUCAAGCCGUCGCAGCUCUGCCUCGGCACAACAAGACGAUGAACAGCAAAAACCGAGUGCAGCCGAGCGUGCGACGUCCAAUUCAACAAAGCGGCCCCCCUCCACCCGGAAGAACAAGCCUCGGGGUCCGGCAGUUGAAGGAAAGAAAGAUUCGAAGAGCCGCAAGGCCGAACCAAGCCAAACCACGAGUAGCUCAUCCCCCAACGACGCAGAUGGAUUCAGUAAACGAGUGCAAGAGAGGAAUCGGGUGGCAUCCAACAAGUUCCGCACCAAGAAGAGGGAAGACGCAAAGAAGCUCAAGACGGACGAGGAAGACAUGGAGCGCGUCAACCGCGACCUAUCGAGCUGCGUUGCAGACCUGACUCAGGAGGUUUACCAGCUCAAGAUGAGAUUGUUACAGCACACCGACUGCGAUUGCGCCCUCAUUCAGAACUACAUUGCCAGCGAGGCACAGCGUUAUAUCUGGAAUCUAGAUGACAAGCAUGAGCAUGGCUGCUAG
Molecule: messenger RNA, 810 nt
Organism: Fusarium vanettenii 77-13-4
Lineage: Eukaryota; Fungi; Ascomycota; Sordariomycetes; Hypocreales; Nectriaceae
Exons: 2
Coding region: 1-810 (269 amino acids)
Biological process (GO): regulation of transcription by RNA polymerase II
Molecular function (GO): DNA-binding transcription factor activity, RNA polymerase II-specific; RNA polymerase II cis-regulatory region sequence-specific DNA binding
Source: RefSeq, a predicted model, not a curated record